UCUAAUGCUGCACACUCAGUCGCAAGCUCCAUGGCCGAAGAAUCGCCGUCGGGUCAGUGAAUGAAGUGUGUUCAGUGCUACACAGUGUACAAAGAAUGACAUCACCCUCCUCCACCCUUGACGGACUACCCAAGCAAUUCGUCACUGCGAUGCGCACCCUCUUCGACAUUAUGGACGAUAAGAGAAGCGGUUUCGUCAAUUUUUCCGAAAUAGAAAACAGAUGGCAAGACGACGACACCAAAGGACUGCCCAAGGGCGUCAUAGAGAGCCUCAGGAAAGUCACCCCCGCCAACGGGUUGUUAUCUUUCGAGAGGUUUUGUGCUGGGCUGAAGAUUUGUUUGCUGCGAAACCAGGUGGAGAGGAAAGACAACUUGAAACCGCAUCAAGAAAUGGGCGUGAAGAACCGACCUCCUUCCGCACCUCUUCUCGACAUCGACUCUCCCCCAAAGCCGAAUUGGGGUAAUACAGCUGCCAUCCGCCCCAAUGUGAUAUCCCAACAAAGGACGCUGAGCAUGCCGCAACUUUUACCCGACCGUAAGGAUACGAAUUUAGAAACCGUUGACAUUCACGCCUUUGAAAAACCUGUUCCCAACGUAAACAAACCCACGCUUUACGGACCUCCAAAGCCGCCCAGAACUGCCAUUGGCUUAGAACGGGGGGCUUCUACGGGGAAUAUGGACAGGGCUGAAAUCCGGACCGCUCUACAGAAUUGGCAGAUGGGUCUGAUGAUGAACGACCAAGAAAGUAAAGGAACGGACAAAAGGCAAACACAGCAAUUCUCAGGAGGUCUGCUGAGAACUGGUAGGAGCAUGGGGGACGGUAAAGCCUCCGCUCAAACUGACUUGCAAGGGACCAACUAUCAAAAGAAACCGAAUUCGAGGAGACGAGAACCCAGGAGACACACCUUGCAAAACGGGAUCGACUAUAACAUGUUGAAGAGAAUGAAGCAAAUUGAACAGGAAAAGGAUGUUCUGCUACAAGGUUUGAGUGCUGUGGAAAAAGCCAAGGAAUGGUAUAUGAAGCAAGUGGCUGCUGUUCAAGAAAAAAUGAAAUAUUUGGGACGAAUGGGUCAUAUGGAACACUGGUCGGAAGCUCAACAGGAAAGGCUUGAACUCCAAAGGGCCCGAGUACUGGAAGUCAACAGGCACCUGGCAGCCUUAACAGAGAGCUGGGAAAGAGGUGGUCUACCACUCCAUAUGAAUUUAGCCGUGAAUCAUUACCCUCAUAACCAACCGCCGCCGCAGGAAUUGAAUGAUAGGUUGAAGCGACAGAAUAGGUUACUUACUGAGUUCUCUUCGUAACAAAGUGAACGAAUCGCUGCUCUAGAGCGAGAAAAAUCUAAUCUCAUUCAAGUUCUUCAGAUGAGAACUGAACCGCAGAACAGGAAUAAUAUUCAGGAAGAAGCGGUGUUUUGAAUUAUUAAGGAAAGCGCAAAAAACACAAGAAAAUAUGAACAAGAGUUACCCAGUAAUGAAGAUAGAAAUGACUUGAGGAAUUGUGAAAAUUUCCAUUUUUUUUGUUAGAUAUAAGUAGCUGAAUUUCAUAAAUGUUUAGUAAAACUUAUGUUAUUGCUAUUUCGGAAAAGACUAAGAUGAGAUAUCAUCAAAUGAAAAAUCAUUCUUCUGUA
Messenger RNA from Leptinotarsa decemlineata (Colorado potato beetle), 1627 nucleotides. Its product is annotated as suppressor APC domain-containing protein 2. NCBI's taxonomy places the organism in Eukaryota, Metazoa, Arthropoda, Insecta, Coleoptera, Chrysomelidae. The record is from RefSeq and is a predicted model, not a curated record.